Molecule: messenger RNA, 2836 nt
Organism: Nestor notabilis (Kea)
Lineage: Eukaryota; Metazoa; Chordata; Aves; Psittaciformes; Psittacidae
Gene: ERN1
Product: endoplasmic reticulum to nucleus signaling 1
Exons: 21
Coding region: 284-2836 (850 amino acids)
Biological process (GO): IRE1-mediated unfolded protein response; mRNA processing; intrinsic apoptotic signaling pathway in response to endoplasmic reticulum stress
Cellular component (GO): IRE1-TRAF2-ASK1 complex
Molecular function (GO): protein serine/threonine kinase activity; ATP binding; RNA endonuclease activity
Source: RefSeq, a predicted model, not a curated record
CAGCUCAGUAACUCUACCAGAAACAUUGUUGUUUGUUUCAACCCUUGAUGGAAGUUUGCAUGCUGUCAGCAAGCGGACAGGAGCAAUCAAGUGGACUUUAAAAGAAGAUCCUGUACUCCAGGUGCCAAUACAUGUGGAAGAGCCAGCAUUUCUUCCUGACCCAAAUGAUGGCAGUUUGUACACACUUGGUGGCAAGAAUAAUGAAGGCUUGACUAAACUUCCAUUUACUAUCCCAGAGCUGGUGCAGGCAUCUCCCUGUCGCAGUUCAGAUGGGAUUCUGUAUAUGGGUAAAAAGCAGGAUAUUUGGUACGUGAUUGACCUUAUGACUGGGGAGAAACAACAAACCUUGACUUCUUCAUUUGCAGAAAGUCUUUGCCCAUCAACAUCCCUCCUGUAUCUUGGGAGAACAGAGUACACGAUCACAAUGUAUGACACCAAGAAGAAGGAGCUGCGAUGGAAUGCCACCUAUUUUGAUUAUGCAGCUACUCUGCCUGAUGAAGACAUAAAAUACAAAAUGUCGCACUUUGUGUCUAAUGGAGAUGGGCUGGUGGUGACCGUAGACAGUGAGUCUGGGGACGUACUGUGGAUUCAGAAUUAUGCUUCUCCUGUGGUAGCUUUUUACAUCUGGCAACGUGAAGGAUUACGCAAAGUUAUGCACACUAACGUGGGGAUAGAAACGCUGCGGUACCUGACGUUCAUGUCUGGGGAGGUUGGACACAUUACCAAGUGGAAAUAUCCUUUCCCAAAGGAAACGGAGACCAAGAGCAAACUGACACCAACUCUAUACGUAGGGAAAUACUCCACAAGUUUGUAUGCAUCGCCAUCAAUGGUGCAUGAAGGAGUAACCGUUGUGCCCCGUGGCAGUGCCAUACCCUUGCUAGAAGGUCCAAAACCAGAAGGAGUCACAAUUGAAGACAACGGGGAGUGUGUUAUCACCCCCAGUACAGAUGUGAAGCUUUCAGGCAGGCUGAAAGGAAAGAACAAACUCCACUAUUGGAAUGACUGGCUGCUAAUAGGGCACCAUGAAACACCAUUAUCUGCCCCUACAAAGAUCCUGGAGAAAUUCCCAAGCAACUUACCUAAGAAGCCUGAAAAUGUGAUUCCAGCUGACACUGAUAAAGCCACUAUUGAAAAGGUGAUUGAUAUCGUUGAAGGUUCCUCCACAGAAGUGCCUCCUGAUGUUCCAAAGGAUAUUGAGGAGAAACCUGCUCGGCCUGUCCCUCGGCCAGAGGCUCCUGUGGACUCCAUGUUGAAAGAUAUGGCCACGAUCAUCCUCAGCACCUUCCUGCUUGUGGGCUGGGUGGCUUUUAUCAUCGCUUAUCCAAUGAGUGUCCAUCAGCAGCAACAGAGGCAACAUCAGCUGGAAGAGAAGAUACAGCUUUUGCAGCAACAGUCACUGCCCUUCCGUGCUCCCGGUGAGCUGCCCCCAGAAGCAGAUUUCUUGGACACCUCCUAUGGACGCACAGAGAGCUCAGCUACCAGCACGCCAAAUGUGUCCCCUCGAGCAUCAAACCAUUCUGCCUAUUCCAGCAUCUCCACAUCUGAUGUUGGGAGCUGCCUCUCCACUGAGCAAGAGGGAGAUGAAGAUGCAAACAGAGUGAUGGUUGGCAAGAUUUCAUUUAACCCCAAAGAUGUACUGGGGCAUGGAGCUGAAGGGACAAUCGUUUACAGGGGCACCUUUGAUAACCGUGAUGUUGCAGUGAAAAGAAUUCUUCCCGAGUGCUUCAGCUUUGCAGACCGUGAAGUGCAGCUGCUGCGGGAGUCGGAUGAGCAUCCCAAUGUGAUCCGCUACUUCUGCACGGAGAAGGACCGGCAGUUCCAGUACAUCGCCAUCGAGCUGUGUGCUGCCACCUUACAGGAGUACGUUGAGCAGAAGGCCUUCAGUCACCAUGGCUUGCAACCCAUCACUCUCCUGCAGCAGACAACGUCUGGUCUUGCUUACCUGCACUCCCUCAGCAUUGUCCACAGGGACCUGAAGCCCCAUAACAUCCUCAUCUCGAUGCCUAAUGCCCAUGGGAAAGUCAAAGCCAUGAUCUCAGACUUCGGCCUGUGCAAGAAGCUGGCAGUGGGCAGGCACAGCUUCAGCCGCCGGUCGGGCGUACCAGGCACCGAAGGGUGGAUUGCCCCUGAGAUGCUGAGUGAAGACUGCAAAGAGAACCCUACAUAUACCGUGGACAUCUUUUCAGCUGGCUGUGUCUUUUAUUAUGUGAUAUCUGAAGGCAGCCAUCCCUUUGGCAAAUCGCUGCAGCGGCAAGCCAACAUUCUGCUGGGUGCAUACAGCCUGGAGUCUUUAAAUGCAGGGAGGCAUGAAGACAUAGUCGCUCGUGAUUUAAUAGAGCAAAUGAUCAGCAUGGACCCUCAGAAACGCCCGUCUGCCAGCUGUGUGCUGAAACACCCCUUCUUUUGGAGCCUAGAAAAACAGCUCCAGUUUUUUCAGGAUGUUAGUGACCGGAUAGAGAAAGAAACUUUAGAUGGUCCGAUCGUCAAGCAGCUAGAAAGAGGUGGAAGAGAAGUGGUGAAACUGGACUGGAGAGAGCACAUCACUGUCCCUCUUCAGACAGAUCUUCGAAAAUUCAGAUCCUACAAAGGAGGCUCCGUGCGGGAUCUUCUGAGGGCAAUGAGAAAUAAGAAGCACCAUUACAGAGAACUGCCUCCCGAAGUGCAAGAGACCCUGGGCUCCAUCCCAGAUGAUUUUGUAUGUUACUUUACAGCUCGUUUCCCUCACCUGCUCCUACACACCUACUGUGCUAUGCAUAUCUGCUGCCAUGAAAGACUGUUUCAGCAUUACUAUAGUCAGGACUCUGCAGAACUGAGCCUUGCAGGAGACACUGUUUGA